UUAUGUAGAAGUGUUGGACGAAUGAGUACAUAAGUAAACCUUUUUAGAGAUCUAAAUAUUGUUGCUAAACAUUCCUUCCUUUUAAUUUAAUUUAUAAGUCACCUUUGUUCUUUUGCAAAUAAAGUGAAAUCAUUUUUUAACAAAAGAAGAGUCAAGAUUUGUUUAAAAAAAGAGUUAAUAGAGGGAAACGAAAGCGUUGAGACGUUGAUGGAUCACAAUGGGUGAUCGAUACCACAAGGCUGCUCGCGAUGGGUUACUAGAAGUGUUGAAAGAAGCAACAAAAAAGGAAAUAAACACAAAAGAUGUUGAUGGAAUGACUCCAGUGUUAUGGGCGGCAUUUGAAGGCCGUCUAGAUACACUGCGAAUGCUUGUUGGAAGAGGCGGGAACCCUGACAAAUCCGAUCAAUUUGGCAACACAGCACUUCAUCUUGCUUCGGCAAAGGGACAUUUUUCUUGUGUAGAUUUUCUUGUGAAAUUUGGAGCUAACAUAUUUGCACUUGACAUUGACAAUCAUAAUCCUCAACAACUCGCUGCAAUCAAUAAUCGUGACGACAUUUUACGCUACCUCGACGCAGCAUCCGCUCAUCUUGAAGCAACUGACAAAAAGAAGGCAAAUGGAUUCAAAGAAAAAGCAAAAAAACAUUCAGAGAAAAGAAUCAAAGAAUUCUUGAAACGUCAACAGAAGCAAGAAGAACAACAAGAGGCUGAAAGAUCGAACAUGUUGAAAGCGAUGAAACACAAAUUUUGGACUGGAAGUCAUGGAAAUUUGAGUAAAUUGAAAGAUACAAACGUCGUGCAAACAAAUGACACUUUCAGCACGUUGGUUGGAACUGGAACAGUUGUUCAGCGAAGUGCGGCACAAAGGAAAAUUCAAGCACUUAAACAAACACGACAAGCCAAUGCCAAUGUUGCUGAGUUCAAAGUUGGCGAUGCAGAAAAUGGUGGAAGAUCUGUACGAUCAAUUGAAGGAAUUCAGAGAGAUUCUGAAGUGUUAUAUGUUGGCACGUUUCAAAAUGCAGGAAAUGAUAAACGAGGAAAACUUACUGACGUUUUUGAGUACGACUCAAGCAAUGCUGAUGAUAGAAAAAGUCUUCGACAAGCGACAUUAUCACGAUGCUUAAGUCAACCUGACUUCCUAGCUUCAGGUGCGAUCGGAAGUGACAUAAGUGAUGACAUUAAAAAUCAAAGACCGUCUGGACUUUUUGAUCGUCCUGGCCUUGGAUCGUUGUCAAUACCACGGUCAGUCACAUCGGUAAUCUCUCAAAUGAGCAGUGAUCAAAUCUCCAAUCACUCAUCAAGUGAGUCAUCAAACACACAAAAGAAGCAAAAUGGGAAGAAAACACGUCAACGACAACUCGUCAUAUCCGACUCAGAGGAUUCUGAAGGAAGUGACAAUUCAAGCGAUGAGCAUGAUGACCCAAACCAGCCAUUAAAGAGAUUUUUAGCAGCUUACUCGUUAGAUGAGCAUUUUGAAUUAUUGGUGCAACAACAAAUAGAUUUGGAUACUUUAAUGCUACUUACUGAUGACGACUUGAAAAUCCUUAAUCUGCCACUUGGUCCAUAUCGAAGACUAGCAGUAGCUAUUCAGGAAAGAAAAAGUGCCUUAACUAAUCCAGGAGCCAUCAUCGACAGCCGUCUAUAAAAACCGUCCAUAAAUUGCCUUAUCUGAAAGUUCAACAACUGUGAAUUAUAAUCGUACUUAAUGCAUACCAUUUUUUAAUUAUUUUUUAUCCUUUGAAAGUGCACAACGAAUUAUCUAAUAAAUAAAAAGAAAUAUUUUUCUUCUAAA
Messenger RNA from Clunio marinus, 1789 nucleotides. The record is from the annotation of a GenBank genome assembly. NCBI's taxonomy places the organism in Eukaryota, Metazoa, Arthropoda, Insecta, Diptera, Chironomidae.